Messenger RNA from Eimeria maxima, 726 nucleotides. RefSeq lists its product as hypothetical. The coding region runs from base 1 to 726 and encodes 241 amino acids. The record is from RefSeq and is a predicted model, not a curated record. The transcript has a single exon. Lineage: Eukaryota; Apicomplexa; Conoidasida; Eucoccidiorida; Eimeriidae.
AUGUUGCUGCCCGCCUUGCGGUGCCUGCUGCUGCUGCCGCUGCUGCUGCUGCUGCAGUUUGCUUCAGAACCCCAGGGCUCUUCUGGCACCUUGUUGGGGGAUGCUCUUAGCAAUCAUGCACAGCUGCUGGAGGGAGCUGUCUGGACAGGAAGUGGCGGAACCGGUAUUGCUGCAGAAGGCCCCGACAAUCGUCCUCAAGACACAACGGGAGAGGUGGGGUACGCUGUUGCUGAGAAUGAGGAGAUGCAGAGAUUCGAGGAGUUGAAGGAGCAGAAGGAGCGGCUGGUUGAGUCCUUGAUGUUCCCAAUUAGGUUGAUGGUGGUUUUGCUGAGCUGGUAUUUGCUCGCCCAUAUUUUCAUCGUGAUUCCGGCCGUAGAAAAGCAGAGGGAUGAAGCGUGUCAACAGAACGAUGUUCCUGUACCAAAGGACGAAGCAUAUAAGCGCCUUUUUGGACUGCCUACUGGCGCAGCCGACGUCGUUUUUGUCUUCGCAACCCUCAUUGGGUAUCUCUUGUGGAUGUUAGGGGUGGCCAUACUACGAGCUCCAUUAAACCCUUAUAGCCGCUUCAAAAUUCGCAGCCUCCUCCAGCAGCUCGUGCAAGCGGUCGGUAAUGAGAAGCAAGUCCAUCCGGAAGAUCCCCAGCGGGAGCCGCCUCAGUGGGAGCAGCCGCUGCAGGAGCAGCCGGAAAACGAAGUUGAUGCUGCGUCCACCGAUAGAAGCCGCUGA